This is a messenger RNA of Cuculus canorus (common cuckoo), 4315 nucleotides long. Its product is annotated as neuropeptide-like protein C4orf48 homolog. Lineage: Eukaryota; Metazoa; Chordata; Aves; Cuculiformes; Cuculidae. The record is from RefSeq and is a predicted model, not a curated record. The transcript is spliced from 5 exons. Bases 16 to 441 code for a protein of 141 amino acids.
AAAGAGACAGUGCACAUGCUCAGAAUUGCUGCACUUAUUCUGUUAGCAGUUUGCAGCGGCCAUUUCAAAGAAAUCAUCACAAAGACGCGAGAUCAGAAUAGCGAGAAGGUGGGUAAAAAUCUCAGUUCAAGAUUCAGAGAGGCACCCAUUCCCAAGAUGCUGGCACCCUGCCUUCUGAGAAGAGUGGUCCUUGCGGUUCCAUUAGUUUUUGUGGUUGCACUGCUUCUCUCAGAGCCUAUUAGAUCUGAUCAAGAAGCGGGAACAGCCAUACCAGCUGAAAGCCGUCCCUGUGUUGAUUGCCAUGCAUUUGAGUUCAUGCAGAGGGCUCUGCAGGAUUUAAAGAAGACAGCGUAUAAUCUAGACACACGGACAGAAACUCUGCUUCUUCAGGUGGAAAAGAGAAAUCUGUGUGACUGUGUAGCUGCAAAUCUGCUGAACUGAAUCCUGGAGGCCCACUAAGGAGUAUCGUCUGUUCGGCGGUUAUUUAAAUGCAGCUGUAUGAAAUACAGCUUUAUGGAGUUCAUGUUGCAAGCAUGUAUGCCCCAAUGUACUGAGGAAACGUGGGGAUUGUGUCUUAUGUCCUUGUCUGGUUUUUUUUCUUUAAACAUCCACCGGGUUGCCCAUGCGGACUCAAUUCUGUAAAUCUGUUACUUGGUAUUGGAGCAGGGGGAAAAUUUACCUGCUUUGAUUUUUAAAUCAGAGUUGGCCAAGUGUAACCCACAAGACAAAUACGGGCAGCAGUGGUCUAGAGACACUUGCAGCUGUUUUUUGUCUCUAAUGUGAACAUAACUCUGUGGCAACUUACCCAGUUAUAGAGACAGGGAAUUGUGAUUUCUGUAGGCAUUGCCUGUGUAUUAAAGAUGAUGGAAAUCCUUGCUGUUUGUUGUCUGCACUGUGACCACAUUCAGGCAUGUUGUAGUUUUGUCAGCUGUGAUGAGGUAUGUGUCCUGAGGAGGUAUCUGUGUGCUGUACUUGGAUGAAAUCACUUCAUAUCUUAGUACUGAGUUUUCUGGUAUCUGGCACAAGAGUAUUGUCUUCUUUAUUUGAAGCCUUUAGUUUCUUGCCCGACCCACUCUAUCUCUAAAUAGCUUUAUCUUAGCAGGUCAAAUGGAUAGAGUAGAAAAAGGAGACUAAGGGUGUGACUAGGCAGCCUUGCUAGUUCCAGCUGUACCAAAUGCUACCACCAGCAACUGCUCAGCAUCACAGGAGGAGAGCUCUGGGCAGUGCCAAGAAGUUUCUUCAUGAGAGUGUUCCUUAUCUUACUUCAGGUGAAACACAGUGGUUGGGUCACUCAUAUUUGAUCCAUUCUGUCAUAGGUUGAACUAUGAAUGUUUUGGUCUUUCCCUGUAGUUGUCUUUGAAAGCUGCUGUUUUUAUUUCAGGCAUGUAAACAUACUUGUGUACCUGAAAGAUGAGAUAAUUUUUAUCCUCACAUCAAUCACUUUAUUCAAAGAUACUGUGUCCAUUCACAAGUCUGAAUUAGGCUGAGAAGUUUGACUAGAUGCUCUGAGCUUGUUUGGUGUGAUUUACAGCCAUCACAAACCACUCCAACAAUGAGGUUGUGGGGUGCUAACUUGGCUUGGGAAGUGGAUGGAAGAUGGACAUUUGAAGACCAAAACCUCCUCAGCUGAAUUUGGAAGAUGCCUGCCUGCAGCCUUACUUCUCUAAUUAAAUCAGUGGGACUUUGCAGGAAGUGGAUGAGAAGGGACACAACUCUGCCAAUGCAGCUGUAGGUACGGUAACAAACGGCUGGGGGAGUAGGGGAAGAUGACAGAGCCUCAGUGGCUUGUCAAACCUGUCCACAGCUAAAAAGAUCCAACUGGCAGCACUGCAGGAGCGAUGUGUGGCACUUCAGUUUACCAUGGAGUGAGUGAACAUGGUGAUGAGCAGCACUGGCAUCUCUUUCCCUGUCCAUGGAAAUUGUAGGGAAAUAGCCUCUUUUUACCAGGGAAGCCAACAUUCCCAUUGCAGAACUUGGAGGAAGUCCCAGAACAGUUCAGGUGGUGAAAACUCUGCUCCUAAAUCUGUGGAAUCUGUGGAAUUUCCACCAGGAUGCUGUAGUCUCACCAGCUUGUUAUAGACGUGGACAGGAACCCAACCAUGGUCAGCCACUGUUUUUGCCAGGUGUGAGUAAUAAGAUGUUCUGGCGCAACUGGAAGCAUUUGCAGUUCUUGAUAAUUUUUUCCCUCUGUGUCUUCACAGACACCGGCUUGAACAAAUAAAAUCUGACCUUGUGGAAAUAUUUUCCUCUAGUUGUUCCACUACACUUCUGCCUUCUGAUUCACAUUACCAUACCUGGGGUGGUGAAAUGCAGGACAUAAUGGCUGUUGCCUCAAGAGGAAGCACUCAGGAGGGGAACAGAUGGGGAGAGGGAAAUAGCUUUCUCAUUCUCUUCCUCAGAAUCUGAAAAAUUAAAUAUUCCUAUCAGUUUGCAGAAGAUUCGUUAGAACCAGGAACUCUCUUGUGGAAAUUGCUGUGUGCUCCUUUAAAGCCCACUUUUCCUAUUUUCUUUUGGUUGUUCUGUAUUACCUCUUGUUCAAAACAACCAAAAUGGCAGAAGAACAGAAGACAGCUAAUAUGCCACCAGUUCUAAAAAAAGAUUGGCAGGGAGGUCUGGGAAUCACACCCAGCAACCAGAAUAUCAGUUAUGGACAGGUGAACAGACACUUUUGAAGGAUUUGAAUAUGUAAACACAGCUUUAGUAUGACACAGUGACAAGAGUCAGGACCAUUUUUUAUAGAGCAAAAGAAUACAGCAGAACCAUAUAAACUGACAAAAGUAGCCAGGAUAAUCUGAAGUAAUGUACAGAUUAGUGGUCUUCAGUCCAGACAAGAGAUGGCUGAAGAAGGAGAUGACAAAUGUUUAUAAAACCAUGACUGACAAAAGAGUGACUGUUGUCUCUUCCCAAAAAAGAAGUGGGAUGCACUGAAUCAAAUCAGCUGGAGGUCAGAGCAAGCAGAAGGAUGGUGCUCUUAUCUACUGCGCGUUUCAGUUGAGGAGGUCCUUACUGCAGGACGUUGCUGAUGCCAAAAUUUUACAUGGGUUUAAAAAGCAGUUGUUCAGACUCACGCCUGAAAAUCCUGUUGUAAACCGUUAAAUAUAGAAACACCAACUUCGAUUCUGGAGGUCCCUGAACCACAAGUUGUUGCAGGUUAACAGUGUUGUAGGAAGACAUUGUAGUUGACAUGGUUUUAUGUUUUUCCCUACACAUUUCUUAUUUGUCAGUGCCAAGGAUGAGACGCUGGCUUCAGAAGAACCUUUAGUAUGAUCUGAUGCAGUUCUUAUGUACAGAGAGGAGCCUUUUCCCAAAUUCAGAAAGCAAACCUCCCUGUGCUCCAGAAAGCCACUCCUUAUUAUCCCUUAGAAACAAAUAGUCUUAGAAAGUCUUGAAGAUCUGGGUUUCCCUGUCGCCCGAGAACAGGAGACCAUUAAGUAGACCAGUGGCCCUACUUCUGCAGCCCAGUGCAUUGCAGAGACCGCUCCAAAGGCUCCUUUUAGAAGGCUCCUUUUGGAAAGGAAAGAAAUAGUACUGCAAAAUGUAUGCCUAUUGCCAGGAAGGAGCUGUAUAAUUACUGAGAUAUUAGGAUCUUCUACACAACGUUCAACCCCAGUCUGUCUAACUUUUACUCCUGGCCCUAUGGCCUUUCCUUCGACUCUGUCUUGGAUUUUUGCUCAAGCUCCUGUCCUGUCUGCCCUUGAUGUUGACCAUUGGAUAUGCAAAUCUCUCCUGGGCCAUAAAGAAAUCUUGCAGUGUUUCACUCAUGAAUAGUAAAAAAUUGUGCAUGUGAAAAAUGUCUGAAAGCAGCUGUAUGUUGUUGUGGUCAUGCUACUGAGGUGGGAAAUCUCUUCCAGAUUUAUGGUCCUAUGUCUUUGAUGGCUAUGGCACUAUUAUGCCUCUUGUCCCUCUUUAUCUACACUUAACAGUAUUCUUUUUGCCCUCUGAAAGCUUGACAUUUUUAACAUGAAAAAUGGAAAGCAUUAAUGCAAACAGGUUUUCUCUUCCCAUCAUACAUUACUGCCGCUGUACCUCCUACAAGAAGUGCAUUUUUUCUCCUCAAAAUCCAAAGUUCACUUUUAAAUCCAAACUGAUGUUUCAUAUGUAUUUAAUAGGGCCAUCAGAACAUGCAUGCAUCCUUCUCACUGUACGCCUUGCUCUGUUUUAUUGCCUGUACUACAUUGUGUGAUUGUCUCUUGCUUUGUGACUGGUCUGAGAGCUGUAGGGGGCAAAGAAGUUGUCACGUCAAUAGCACUGGUGAGGUGGCCAUCACACCUCCAGGUGUUGUGAACUGAUUAAAUAAAAAUUACAAUAUAAAUUA